AUGCACCGGAUUCACUCGUGGGCGAAAGCUCACGCAUCCUCUCGUGGCCUGACAGAUCAGUCCUCCCAACAGGCCGACGUACCUGCCGAAAAACCUCCCCCUGAAAAUGGACAAGUGAAUAUCCCUGUGGAAGACCCUACUCCAGGGUCUGACAUAGAACCCAACUCAAAGCCGGGUCUUCUGAUUCGCAUGCGAAAUGGAUCCGGCCGGUUUUACAACCACACCAAGGAUGCCCUGUGCCACAGCUGGGUGAAUGUGCUGCUGGUCUUUGUGCCGGUCGGCAUCGCCGUCGAGGCCGUCGGUCUCAACCCAGCCAUCAUCUUCGCGAUGAACGCAGUGGCCAUCAUCCCCCUGGCAGGACUUCUCAGUCAUGCCACGGAGAGUGUCGCCAGCCGUCUUGGUGAUACAAUUGGAGCUCUGAUCAACGUGACUUUCGGAAACGCAGUAGAGUUGAUCAUCUUCAUCAUCGCCCUGGUCAAGAAUGAGAUUCGUAUCGUCCAAGCCUCUCUGCUUGGUUCUAUUUUGGCGAAUCUGCUGUUGAUCAUGGGUAUGGCAUUCUUGUCUGGUGGUCUCCGCUUCCAGGAACAGAUCUACAACAGCACCGUGACCCAAAUGAGUGCUUGUCUUCUCAGUUUAAGUGUGAUGAGUCUUCUUCUGCCGACUGCUUUCCACGCGUCGUGGUCAGAUAAUGGCGACGCCGACCAUGAGACCCUCAAGGUCAGCCGUGGCACUAGUGUUGUUCUGCUAUUGGUGUACAUUCUGUACAUCGUCUUCCAGCUGAAGUCCCAUUCAUAUCUCUACGCCAGCAUUCCCCAGGCUAUCAUUGACGAAGAAUCCCAUCCCGGUGUUCUCGCAGAGUUCAUGAACAGCUCUUCAGAAUCCUCGUCAAGCUCUAGUGAUGAAUCCGAUGAUACUACGACGUCAUGGACUACCGCCAAGCGUAUUAAGAGAGCUAUGAAGUACCGCAGACACCGCAAGUCGAGCACCAGCUCCAAGGGCACAACCUCUCGCCAGUCCUUCCAGAAGAAAGCAAUGGCCUCCACUUCUAACGAAAACCAAAGCUCCAUUGGCAAUUCGAUCACUAGCAACGAGCAUGCCAUUGAAUUUGGUGACGAAGUUCACUAUGACGCUGAUAAUGACGUGCAGGAGUCUGCCAUUCGCUCCCGUGACUUUGGUAUCGCUCUUGACCGUAUGGAUAGUGGAGCAAGCCAAAAAUCGAAACGUGACCGCAAGAAGCGCAAGGCACUAAAGGCAGAGAGGAAGGCUGAAAGGAAGGCUGAGCGGAAAGCGCAGAAAGAGGCCACCCAAAGUGCUCCCUCCAAGGAGCCCCAGCAGACCAUGAAAGGCUUCUCGUCUGCUCCUACAUUUGCCGGCGUGGAAGGCGCUGGAGAGGAUCCCCAGAAACGCCGUUCUCCCUUCGGCCCGAUUCCCUCUCUGCUCUCAAAUACUGUUUUCAGCUCUCAGUCGCCGGCUAUGUCCCCUCGAGUCGGCGCUACUCGCCCUGGUCUUUCCCGCAGUAACUCGCUUCCUGCUCACAUCAACCGUCCGCCCCCGGCCGGCAAUGCGGUUCAAUUCGCACGCGGUGCCUCUCGUCUCACUGAAUCGGCUGAGCCCCCUGCCCCAGACGCUCCAGCCAAACCCCAGGAACCCGAAAUGUCUCGGACUGCUGCUGUCGUUAUGCUUCUGUUGUCUACUGGCUUGGUUGCUGUUUGUGCCGAGUUCUUGGUUGACGCCAUUCCCGAGAUGAUCACAAGCUCCAACGUCAGUGAGGCCUUUAUCGGUCUCAUUAUCCUACCAAUCGUCGGUAACGCAGCAGAGCACGUUACCGCUGUCAGCGUCGCAACAAAGAACAAGAUGGACUUGUCAAUUGGUGUGUCGGUUGGUAGCAGUAUUCAAAUCGCUAUCUUCGUCACUCCCCUGGUUGUUAUCCUGGGAUGGUGUAUGGAUAAGGACAUGUCUCUCUACUUCACCCUUUUUGAGACCAUCUGUCUGUUUGUCACCACCUUCGUGGUCAACUUCCUUGUUCUGGACGGCCGAAGCAAUUACCUUGAAGGUGUGCUAUUGAUUGCCGCCUAUAUCAUUAUUGCUUUGUCUGCUUUCUUCUAUCCAGACAGCGAUGCCGCCAGUACAAUCGCAGGCUAA
Molecule: messenger RNA, 2142 nt
Organism: Penicillium canescens
Lineage: Eukaryota; Fungi; Ascomycota; Eurotiomycetes; Eurotiales; Aspergillaceae
Exons: 4
Coding region: 1-2142 (713 amino acids)
Biological process (GO): intracellular calcium ion homeostasis; calcium ion transmembrane transport
Cellular component (GO): fungal-type vacuole membrane
Molecular function (GO): calcium:proton antiporter activity
Source: RefSeq, a predicted model, not a curated record